UAGACCAUCAUCCUCCCAGCUUCACCUGCACUCUUGUCCUCCAUCUAAGGACCAGAAAGCCAUGAAGGUCUUCAUUCUUGCCUGCCUUGUGGCACUUGCUUUUGCAAGUGAGGAAUCACUCAGCAUAUCCUCUGAGGAAUCUACUGAAAAUAUCAGUGAGAAACUUCAGAUGGUAGAACAAAUGGAACAGCUGCAAGCAAAGGGUGUGCUCCAGAAUAAAGUUCACUCCUUCAUCCAGUCGCAGCCUCAGGGCUUUCCUUACCAACAGCCCAUCUCUUGCACUCCCCUUGCACAAAAUGCCCAGUCUAUUGCUCAAGCCUCUGUGGUGCCUUCUCUUGGGCCUGUCAUUUCUCCUGAAGUGGAAGCCUUCCUCAAAACUAAAGUUGCCAUCCUUCCCAAGCACAAAGCCAUACCCUCUCUUAACUCUGAAACUCUGCUCUCUCUCUUUAACCCUCAAGUCCUCAGUUCUGCUACUCUUGCAAAUCAGCACAUCCCUCAGUCUCAGGUCCAGCUCCUGGCACAAGUCCUGCAGGCUUUCCCCCAGACUUCUGUGGCUUCUUCUCACACCCAGCUGUCUCUUCCUCAGUCCAAAGUUCUGUACCUUCUCCAGCAAGUAGCACCCUUCCUUCAAAGAGAUAUGUCUUCCCAAACUCUCCUGCAGUUCCUAGACCUUCUGCUUAACCCCACUCUCCAGGUUUCUACCAAUGAACAACCUCAUCCCAUCACUGUCUAAGAGGAUUUCCAGGUUAAUUAAUAGUCCUUCCUCAUUUUUGAAUUGACUGAGACUGGAAAUGCAAGAACAUUUUCAUGUUUGGAUCAUGCUACAAAAUAAUGAUAUAUUUUUGAAUGAAUCUACAUGGACAAAAGAAAUUUUAUUCUUUUAUUUAUUCUAUGUAUUAUAUGGUAUUCAUUCCAUUUGAAUUUGACUCAUGAACUCUUUAAGCUUUCCAAUUGUAUUUCAAAUAUUAUAAAAGCUCCAUAUUGAGUUGAAAAUGCAUGUCAAUAAUGUAUUCAAAAUAGUUUGUAGAAUUGGACCUACUAUUAAUUCUUUGAGAACCUAUUUCCUUUCCAGUCUUUUCAAUAAAUAAUCUUU
Molecule: messenger RNA, 1093 nt
Organism: Mesocricetus auratus (golden hamster)
Lineage: Eukaryota; Metazoa; Chordata; Mammalia; Rodentia; Cricetidae
Gene: Csn2
Product: casein beta
Exons: 8
Coding region: 62-733 (223 amino acids)
Cellular component (GO): extracellular region
Source: RefSeq, a predicted model, not a curated record